Messenger RNA from Diaporthe batatas, 3792 nucleotides. RefSeq lists its product as uncharacterized. The record is from RefSeq and is a predicted model, not a curated record. The transcript has 4 exons. NCBI's taxonomy places the organism in Eukaryota, Fungi, Ascomycota, Sordariomycetes, Diaporthales, Diaporthaceae. The coding region runs from base 225 to 680 and encodes 151 amino acids.
GGUCAGGUCAAACUGCCCCUCGGGCCCUCGGGGAGAGGCCUGACGAGUUACAAGACGGUUACAACGAGUUUCUGCGAGGGCAAGAGGUCGGAGAUCGACGACGACAGCCACGCCAUCCCAGCUGGGGCUGCAAGCCUGACAUUGUCGGGUAGACGAGGAAGCGGUCGGCCCCAGGCGCUUCCCAUGCGGAUCUUCAUCGUGCCCGAGAUGAUCUGGCCGUCAGCAUGCCUCACUGGAAACAUGGGUUCCGAACUGGCCAGGAGACACAGAAUUUGCCAGAUCAAGCUCCGCAUCAGAGCUGUGGGACGAAAAGGUCUCAUCUUGAGCUCAAGUCUCCAUUGAGGGCGGUCUGCGUUGUGAUGUGCACGGGAAUCCAGUGGUGCACCGAGCCGGUUGGGCUCUUUCUUCUUCGGUUCCAUCUCUUCUUCCAAUUGGCUCUUCUCAGCUUGUUGUCUCUUCACUUCAGCAACUUCCCCUCACGGCCUCCUCUAGGCCAGUGUAGCGUUGUGCAUGUUGAAAGUAGUGAGACACACCGCCGACGUGGUUUGGAUAGCACUGGCGCGGGCAACAAAUUGAAGGGGUCGAGUCUCAAACAGAGACGCAUCCGUUCAAGGUUGAUCAGCAAGGCUUAUCUGAGUAUACCAGGGCUUGACAUGGCGCCAGACCGUGGCGCCCGCUGAUAUGUCCGCGCUGUCAUUUGCUUGGCGGGUCGGUUAAGAAGCUUUAGUCUUUGAUGAUCGUGGUCGAGACAGAGAACGCCAAGGAUUCUGCCUAGAAGCGGACAAGGUCGAGUAGGAUCUAUGUCGGAACAGAACGACAUCGAACAACGGCAACUCGCAACUAGCUUCUCAGGUUUUGUCUUGGGAGACGAACAGUCGCUUUGCGUCAUGGGCGAUCGCCCACUACCCAUCUUGUCCUCAAGAAACACGGCGCAUAACCACAUGUUGAAUCAUUGGCUUGCCACAGUUGUUCUUGAGCACAAACUUCCUCUUGGUUGUAUCAUCUAACUGAUAAUGAUCCGAUUCUGAGACAGCUUGCAUGCACUGCACCUGCCAUUGGGGAGGAAAAGCCAUUAAUGCCCAGUCCGAGGCAGGCCUCUUCGAUAUAUAUGGCCAUUCCCACGCCACGCAUAUAUGUGUCCAGUCACAUGUCUUGGCCUUGUAGCUGGACGACUGACUAGCUGGACGCCUAGCUGGACGCCUAGCUGGACGCCAAACCGCUUACAGCCGCUGCUUAUGUAUAGUUCAGCACACGGAGCCGCCAGGACGGGCAUCAAUGACUUCCGAAACUACGCCGACGCAACAAUGUUCGCAUUAUACUGCUUGUCUGCGAUGUCUUAAUACCACCCGGGUGUCAUACCCAGGUCUUCCGGUUAGCCGUUUUAUUGCGGCAGAUAUGCCGUCCUCAAUUACCCCUCCAGAACAAAAACGCCGAUCACGUCGCCGAAUAAGAGCCCCUGGGACGGGCCAAGACGUAGCUAGACACACCAUCACAGCCCUCCUUAGACGCACCACCACAGCCCGUUAGACGCACGCAGUCCAGAGGCUACAGUACUGGCCCAGCAGCCCAGUAGCCCAGGGAACUUUGGUCCUCCUGGGACCCUGGCCCAUAAUCCCGACCAUUAUUGCCAUAGGGCCCAUCCCUUGCCACCGGGAGUGUCCACGAACUUUCCGCGGAGUACACUACAAGGCCGCACACGUUUAUUCAAGGUUUUCUGGGGAGUACCCUGAAGUAUCAUUGCCUUUCCCAAGCCAUCUAGCCCCUCACCGCUUAUUUUCAUAUUUCUCGACGAGAGUCUUCUUGGGGUCUGGUCCCGUACGCAUAUCGCACUUGGUCCCAACGCCUGGACGAUCUCGGCCGCCGAUGGCACAUUUUCUUAACUUCUGCCCCGUCAACCAGGGUCUCGGAGUUUCACUUGAGGGAGCUGACAGGGCAUCUGGCGGCCUAUCGCUUGUGACUGGACUGACUUCAUGUUGCCUUCAACCUGCGGCCUGCUGCAUUCUCACCGCAUGUUGAUAACUCCCAUCGUUGCUCGUGCCCGCCCGCGCGCACACACCCCGCUAGGGCGGGCAGCUAGACAGCUCCCGUGCCACCCGUGGGCGUUGGAUCGAUCACAGGAAAUCGCUGAUGGCCGUAUGCUCUUGAAGGGAGCCUGCGGGAAGGGGGCGGUGCAAUGUCCGGCACUUCCCCGGCCUGGAAUUUCCCCUCCACGGCACCGGAUCUGCCAAGCGUCUCGUUCCUGCGCGGCAGUGACAUCGCCCAAUCGCGCCUGUGACCACUCGCGACGAGGGGACUCUGCCGCCUCUGGAGACGUCACUCUGCCUGGAUUGGGCACCCACGGCGGGAAUGCCAGAGGCGGCCCAAUCACCGUGCGGUCUCAUCGCUCCUACACUUUCCUGGCCCUGGACCCUGGAAGGUAGAGAUGGAAGUGGCCGGCGGUGCAAGCAUCUCCGUGGGACGCAUGGCGAAUUGUUUCACCUCCCAGGCGCUGUACAUCUUUCAGCUGAGAUGGACUACGACGAUACAACCGCAUGCGAGCCUCAAGUCGUCGGCCCGAGGGUCCUGUGUCUUCGCCGGCCUCCCCCUGCUCCAUCCGCCAGACUUCCCCGUUUUCGGCCCCCGUCAGGUCCGCAGGAAGCUCCAGUCACGCGACACGUUUCACUGUAAACGAACGCGAAGUGGCGGGCUAGACAGGGCUGGAUCUGCACAUGGUCUCGGACAAUUUGGACCCUGGAAUAAGUAUGCGCGUGUUGCCCCUCUCUGCUGCAGUCUGGAGCAUCUGCUCCCCGGCAAGCCCGGUGUACGUAUUCAUUAACGGAAUAGUGACAUGUUAAGCGAUGGCAACGAUGUACUGCGACGCUGCUGAAGCGUCGUAUCGCACAUGGGAUUUGGCGGAGCCUAUAUCGGAUGGUUGAAGGUGUCGACAGCGAAUAGGAGCUGCAUUGGGUUCGGGGAACACGCUUUCGGCUUGCCCGGAGAGAUGAAGGCAACAGCUCAAAGGGAAAACCCAAAACAAUCCCAGCUUAUUCGGCAUCGUUGGCGUCACAUCGACGAAAGGGACCCAGAGGCCACACAGGCGGAACGAACCACGUGGUAAGGCGAGCCGAUGCCAAUAUUGAUCGCUCAAAGCAUAUCACUUCCCGCAAAGACAGCAGGUAGGAUCGUGUCCCAGAAGCCCCAACCCAAUUUGACACCCUCCUAUAGAAACUGCGAGUGUCGACGGGUAUUAGGCGAGCGACCGGCAGCGGCCCCGGGAAAACAACAAGCUUCCCGAGGUCAGUGCCUGGACGCCCAGGCUCGUGAACCCUCGUUGGAGUGAGACGGGGCUCAUCUCCUCGAAACCAAACCACCCGAACUUUAUUCCCGAAGUCGGGAUCCUAUACUUGCUUUUUGGACUAUUACUGUCUUUGAUGCAAGACGAGCGCGUAUGGAACAAGUGUGGUGAUGAAAGGGCCAAGCCAGCCCGGGGUGCUCCCGCAUGGAGAGACGCUCUAGCCAUGUCUGGUGUCACGUCGCACAACAGGGGCACACAGAGCUCGCUUAUAACCCAGGGCCCUGGGUUAUAAAGAAAGGAGGGCGGGGCAGCAGAGGAAACAGACGCAGCGGGUAGAUGCAGCAUUGCUCAGUCAAGCCAUCAUAGACGACGGCUCCCGCCUCGAAGAGGCAACGCUGUGUGACCGGGAAGCAUGUGACUGACGGGAAUGCUGAAUGGGGCAACACGAAAAAAGACAAAAGGGGAGGGCGAUGGAACCCCCGAGAUCGCUUGAGCCUCAAUUUUGACUUCGGUUACAC